ACUCACUGAUAGUUCAGUCUGCCGCUUGACGUGCUGCCCAACAGUCGCAACAGCAAAAUACAAAAGAAAAACAUAUCAAAAUCAUGAGCUGCCCUUAUGCUGGCAAUGGCAAUGACCAUGAUGAGUCGGCUGUGCCGCUGACCACCGAGGUGGGCAAGAUCUAUGGCGAGUAUCUGAUGCUGGACAAGCUGCUCGAUGCCCAGUGCAUGCUCUCCAAGGAGGACAAGCGACCCGUUCACGAUGAGCAUCUGUUUAUCAUAACGCAUCAGGCGUAUGAGCUGUGGUUCAAACAAAUCAUCUUCGAAUUCGAUUCGAUACGCGACAUGCUCAACACGGAGGUCAUCGAUGAGACCAAAACCCUGGAAAUUGUCAAGCGAUUAAAUCGCGUUGUACUCAUACUUAAGUUACUGGUGGAUCAGGUCCCUAUAUUGGAAACAAUGACACCGCUGGAUUUCAUGGACUUUCGCAAGUAUCUGGCGCCAGCAUCGGGCUUUCAAUCGCUUCAGUUUCGCCUGAUGGAGAACAAGCUGGGCGUGCUCACCGAGCAGCGGGUGAAGUACAACCAAAAGUACACAGAUGUCUUUGGGAGCGAUGCCCAAGCGUUGAACGCUAUACGCAGCUCUGAGGAUGAACCCUCGCUGCUGGAAUUGGUGCAACGUUGGCUGGAACGCACACCGGGACUCGAGGAAGAUGGCUUCAAUUUUUGGGACAAAUUCCAACAGAGUGUUGAUAAGUUCUUGGAGGCACAGGUACAGAGUGCUCUCCUCGAGCCUGUGGAGCGGGCCAAAAACUAUCGCCUGAUGGACAUUGAGAAGCGUCGCGAAGUCUAUCGCUCGAUCUUCGAUCCGGCGGUGCAUGAGGCGCUGGUGAAGCGUGGCGAUCGUCGGUUCAGUCAUCGAGCGUUGCAGGGUGCCAUCAUGAUCACAUUCUAUCGUGACGAGCCACGCUUCAGUCAGCCCCAUCAGCUACUCACACUGCUCAUGGACAUUGACUCGUUGAUCACCAAGUGGCGCUACAAUCAUGUGAUCAUGGUGCAACGCAUGAUCGGUUCACAGCAAUUGGGCACAGGCGGCUCAUCCGGCUAUCAAUAUCUACGCUCCACACUCAGCGAUCGCUAUAAAGUAUUUCUGGAUCUGUUCAAUCUGUCAACGUUUCUGAUACCCCGCGAAGCGAUUCCCCCCUUGGACGAGACUAUUCGCAGCAAGCUUAUUCAUAAAAGCACCUGAGAUGAGCUACAUCUCUGCUCUGUUGAAGACUUCAAGAUCACUAGCCACAUUGUUUAAGCUUAAGAUGUUUUGAUCAAAUAAAAAUGUUCAUAGCACCAUUUUGGGAGUUCUUGUGAUUUCUGAU
Molecule: messenger RNA, 1350 nt
Organism: Drosophila nasuta
Lineage: Eukaryota; Metazoa; Arthropoda; Insecta; Diptera; Drosophilidae
Gene: v
Product: Tryptophan 2,3-dioxygenase vermilion
Exons: 6
Coding region: 84-1226 (380 amino acids)
Molecular function (GO): L-tryptophan 2,3-dioxygenase activity; metal ion binding; heme binding
Source: RefSeq, a predicted model, not a curated record